This is a messenger RNA of Erigeron canadensis, 777 nucleotides long. RefSeq lists its product as uncharacterized. Lineage: Eukaryota; Viridiplantae; Streptophyta; Magnoliopsida; Asterales; Asteraceae. The coding region runs from base 247 to 666 and encodes 139 amino acids. The transcript has 3 exons. The record is from RefSeq and is a predicted model, not a curated record.
UAAAAGUAAAAGAUCAGCUUUGCUGAAACAAGACCUCCACUCCAUCCAAUCCCCAUCACAUUUCUCUCUCUCUACUCUAUCACACAUAGAUCUCAAAUACACCUCGCCUUGCCUUGCUGGGGAAACACACACAUCUACUCAUAAAUGACAUAGAAACACUCUCAAAGGCACAUAUUUCCAUUUCUCUCUCUAUCUCGCCGGAGUUACAGUAUUUCAUCUCGCACCUGAGUUAUCAAUACUUCGUCGAUGCUCUCGCCAGAGUUUUCUAUACUUCGCCGGAUAUUGUGUAUAAAUUCAGUCCUCCUGAGCUUGACGUCAAUCUGUGCCCUAUUACGAGGAGCAUCAGUGGAAGUAUUAAGGAAGAUUGGCGCCUGGAAGAAUCCGUCUAAACAACAUCCUGUUUUCUAUACUCCAGUUGUCAAAAGCGCUCACCUGAUGCGCCUAGGCGCAAUGCGACGGCGAGGCCCACCUAGGCCGCCUGAAACCCUAGGCCCAGUCGAUCAUGAAAGAAAGCGGUCAACGAAGGUCAACCAGAAUCCGGCCAAAUUAUUGCUAGAUCUGAUUUUUCCGGUCGUCAUUAAGCAAGUCUGGGAAGAAAAAAGUUUGAAGAAGAUAAAUAGAAUAAAGGAGAGAGAGAAAACACAGAGGAGACAAAAGAACAGAUAAAGAGAAAGUGUAGAUGUAGAUACAAGUUAAAGAGGAGUAGAGGACAAAAAAAAAAUGCAUCUUUAUUCCUUUUUUUUGUUAUUCGUAUUUUUAUUUCACAAUAUUAAUAAA